GGUGCUUCCCCGUUUUCAGUAGGAAAAUCCACGCCGACCAUUGACAUUAAUUUGUUUCACGCCUCCACCGGCCAUGUAAACGAAUUUUGGAUGCGUGAAACGGCCAAGCAGCAGGGCGUACGACUGGUGGGGGAGAUGCAGCCAUGUGUGGGCUGCGUGGAGGCGAAGGGCAGGCGGGCACCGGUGCCGCGGCAUGGCACCCGCUCGGCGGUACCGUUCGGCAAAGUCCACAUUGACCUCACGGACCCGCUCUCUGACGCGCUGGACGGCUCCCGGUACCUGAUCAUGUUCGUGGACAUCGCAUCGCGGUGGCAACGGGGGUACUUGAUCAUGUUCGUGGGCAGCGCAUCGCGGUGGCAACGGGGGUACGGGAUGCGGGCAAAGAGCGACACCCUGAACUUCGUGCAGCGGUUCCUCGCCGACAUGAACGGCAUGGGCACUCCGGGGUGUUUCCGCAUGGACAACGGCGGCGAGUUCACAGGCUCCGCGUUCACCUCGUUCUGCGACGCUGCUGGCAUUCGGCGCGAGUACACCGCCCCCGACACCCCCAAGCAAAACGCGGUGGUAGAGAGCGCCAUAUGGAGCGCCAUGAAGGGGGGACACGCCGCGCGCCGCCACAUCCUCGCCAUGGGCCACGUCGACCUCUCCUCCAUCCCCAACGUCGGCGUCAACGGACAUCGCCUGUGGCUCGCGUCGGCGCUGUGGGCAUCCGCUUGCUUCAACCGCUCCGCGCCGAAGGCCAACCUGGGCUGGAUGUCGCCGUUUGAGGCGUUCUUCGGCCGGAAGCCGCCCCUCACCGUCGUCCCAUUUUUCCAGGAGGGGAUGAUGCGCGUGAAGCGGGUCACGAAGGCGGACGUCCAAUCCGCGCGGUGCUUCUACCUGCACGGCGCCAACAACCACUCGACGUCUACCGCCGUCGUUCUUCGCGCUGACACCGGUCGCCUCGCCCUCACCAACAACGUCGUGUGGGUCAACCGCCGGGCAGGGGCGCCGGCGCCGGUGCCGGGCAUCGGGGGGGGUUCUUCGGUCACCGCGGCGCCCUCGCCGGCCACCGCCCCGGAUCCGAGUCUUGGAGGCCGUGGAAGCGGGGGGGCUGUGGGAGCUGGGGGGCCCGUGGAUUCUGGGGGGGGAUGGAGACCGCAGAUGUUCGCAACGAUGUUCGCCACUCGCGAGGUUGUGGACGCCGCUCUUCGUGCCGAGCGCCCGCCGGACAAGAUGCCAGACCUUCCUCACUGCCUCGCCAGCGACCUCCGAGUGCCGAAAACGUUGAAGGAGGCCAUGCGGUCUCAACAUCCAGAGUUGUGGGAUGCUGCAGUCGGUCGAGAUUUUUUCGGUUUGUUGGAUGUAGGAACUUUUAGUCCGGUGUAGCAACCAGUAGAGAACGCGAUCAAUGCCAAGUGGGUCUUCAACUGUAAGGCAGACGAGUGCGGAUGGCCGACGAA
Ectocarpus sp. CCAP 1310/34 is the source of this 1442-nucleotide messenger RNA. The record is from the annotation of a GenBank genome assembly. Lineage: Eukaryota; Phaeophyceae; Ectocarpales; Ectocarpaceae.